Molecule: messenger RNA, 530 nt
Organism: Asparagus officinalis (garden asparagus)
Lineage: Eukaryota; Viridiplantae; Streptophyta; Magnoliopsida; Asparagales; Asparagaceae
Product: protein AE7-like 1
Exons: 4
Coding region: 1-288 (95 amino acids)
Biological process (GO): iron-sulfur cluster assembly
Source: RefSeq, a predicted model, not a curated record
AUGAAUCUCAACACCGAGGUUAUAUCUGGAUGUGUAUUUAGGAUAACUUUUACUCCAACUGUUCAGCACUGCAGUAUGGCAACAGUUAUUGGCUUGUGCUUGAGAGUUAAGCUAAUGCGAUGCUUCCCUCCACAUUACAAGGUUGACAUCAAUGUAUCUCCAGGAUCUCAUGCAGAUGAAAAAUCAGUUAACAAGCAGUUGAACGAUAAAGAGAGAGUUGCUGCUGCACUUGAAAACCCCAACCUUCGCCAACUUGUGGAUGAGUGCCUAUACUCUAAUGAACUGUAACUCACAUAAACUAGUCUUCAAGAGCUUUAUGUACAAUUAAUGUUUAUGCUUCUUAGAUGGCCCCCGAUGCAACUGGGAUACUAUGUAUUUGGAGUAAGCAUAUCUGUAUAUUUGAAUCUUAGUAUGGUUUUGUUUAUGCCCUUUCAUCAGUGAAGUUUAGCCUGUAUCUUGAAUAAAUUUCUGAUGGGUGGCUUAGUACUCCAGCAAGGGUUAUAUAGUAGGUUUCUUUUUGUUUGUCUAAA